This is a messenger RNA of Laccaria bicolor S238N-H82, 1122 nucleotides long. RefSeq lists its product as uncharacterized. Bases 1 to 1122 code for a protein of 373 amino acids. The transcript has 3 exons. NCBI's taxonomy places the organism in Eukaryota, Fungi, Basidiomycota, Agaricomycetes, Agaricales, Hydnangiaceae. The record is from RefSeq and is a predicted model, not a curated record.
AUGGUUGACGACAUCCUCGACGUUCCUGACGUUCCUUCCGACCCUCCUCCCGCGCUAACUGCAUCAGAUGAUCGUGACAAUGCGAUAGCGGAUCCGCCACCGCCGUACCCAUUGCCGCGAAGACAAAGAACAGGUCGUUCUGGACGGGGGCGUCUUCGAACACAACAUUUGCACCAUGGCCAGAUGGCGUCGACGGACUCUUACUCAGAUCACGACACUCUUGCGUCGGCGCAGUCGAACGCUCGCGCUUUUGAAGACGAUGAGGAAGUGCAUGCAACAGAAACCACGCCGUUUCUUUCUCCGUCCGAUUCACCCACCAGCACAUCUCGUCAUGUGGGCGGUCGGCCACGAUCGUACUCCCAUGCCAGCACCAUGUCUGCGGCACCCUCCCUAGCGCGAACCGUACUAUCUCUAUUUGUGCCAGAGGAUGGGUCGCUUUUUGGUGAUGAGGUGCACUUAUCAUCGGUUUCUCAUCCGGACGGUUAUGUUGUAUCUGAACUUCCACGGCAGGACACCGGAUUCUCCUGGAAGGCGUAUUUCCGUCCGAUAACGCGUGCAGUAUAUUGGCGUUCGCUACUGCAUCUAGCCCUGCUGAACUUUCCAUUUGCUUUGGUCGCCUGGGUUUACCUGUUUGUGUUUACUGUGACGGGCACAACCCUCCUCAUGGCACUCCCAUUAGGCGCCGUCCUAUGUUUCUUCAACCUACUCGGCGCGCGAACAUUUGCGCGAGCUGAACUAGCUCUGCAAAUUAGAUUUCACACCCCUCUUUCCUAUCCCCCUCCCUACCCCCCACGACCCAUUUUCACACGCUAUCGCGACCCCACCAUCUCAGAGAUCGAGUCUGGCAGGUUGGCAACUACCAGGGGCGGCCUCGUCCGUGAGACCUCAUUCUACAAGAAUACUUACGCCAUGUUCACGGACCCAACAUCCUAUCAAGCAUUAUUCUACUUCAUAGUCAUCAAGCCCGCUAUCACACUCCUUCUUUCUCUCGGUAUCAUCAUUUUCGUGCUGCCUUCCAUGAUCCUUAUACUUCCAGCUCCCGCUGCCCUUCGUGCCGUCAGACGUCUUGGCAUCUGGCAGGCGAACGUUGCUGUCGAGGGACUUUACCUCGCCGUCCGAUGA